UGUUUGCCCCAGAAUAGUUAUCCUGGAUCUACAGGCUCCAUUCCCACUAAGUUGCAUGGAAAACAAAGUUUGCCUCCAGAUGGUGCUAGAAAACAGGAUGUACAUGAUGUGAUAGAAAGAUCAAGAAAGGCCGGGGUUCAAGCUUUUGUUUCCAUUACAGAGCAGGAAAAUGAAUUUGAGAAAGUCAUUGGCUUAGCAGAAAGGUACCCUGGCGCUGUCAUGCCGUGCUUUGGGGUUCACCCGAUUCGGAGCGGCGCGGAGGGGCGGUGCAGCGCUACAGUCCAGGACUUAGAAUCUGCCCUCCCUCUCUUCGAUAAAUACAAAGAUAAGCUGGUGGCCAUUGGAGAGGUUGGGCUGGACUUCACUCCAUGGCUUGUGCCCACACCUCAGCAACGCGAGGAGCAGCAGAGAGUCCUUGCACUGCAGCUGGCUAUUGCAAAACAACUGGACUUGCCCAUGAACGUGCACUCCCACUCAGCUGGCAGGCAAACCAUUACUUUCCUGAAGGAGGAAGGUGUUUGAGACGCACUGCUUCAUAAUUUCGCUGGAAGACCGUCUGUUGCCCUGGAAGGGGUACAAGCUGGCUAUUAUUUUUCUUUUCCUCCGGCUGUUACAAGGCAUGAUCAGCAAGCAAAGUUAAUUAAACAGAUUCCACUGGAGAACAUUUGCUUGGAGAGUGAUUCCCCUUCUCUUGGUCCAAACAAAGAGGAAAGAAAUGAGCCCGAGAAGAUCAGGAUUGUCUGCCAGUACAUUGCUGCAGUGAAAGGAGUAUCAGUGGAAAGAGUUUGUGAAGUAACAACAAAAAAUGCCUUGAAGCUUUUCCCCAAAGUUAAACAUCGUUUGAAAGAAUGAGUACUUAUCAAAAAAAAAAAAAAAAAAAAGAGAGAAUGUUCCUCAAAGACAACACUUCUGCAGUUUAUGCUUUUUAUUAAUUUUUUGCUGGCAUAUGCACUUUUUUUUACUGCAUAUAAAGGAUUCAGAAGGAGAUGACAGUUUUUCUAAUAUAUAAAUAACCUGUGCAUCUCAGUAAAUAAGAACCCAAUAAAUUGUACUUACUGUAUUUGUACAUGUCCUUAUUUUUUGUACACAGAAAUUAUUUUGUGUACAUAAUUUUUUCCCCACUUGCUUUGGUAAGAAAGUCAAGGGUAAAAUUCCAUUAGGUAUAUCAAAGUGAUAACCAACUACAAAAUGAAAACCAGAUGGCAGCAAAACAGAGGUACCAGAUGUACAUUUCUUCGUCUUUUAAAUGGCUCGAGGUAUCUAGAAAUGCUAAUUUCUAACAUUAUUUACAGUACAGUAGCCUGCUAACUUAUUAGCACCCGUAUUUCAACCAUAUGUUAAAAUUCAGAACUGUGAUACUGGAGGCAGAGCAUUCUUCUAUAUUCCUGUCAAUACUUAAUAAAUUGAAACCAUAUCAUUGAAAACAGCCCUACUGUGGGCAGUUACAUUCCAAAAUUGAGGUGACCAGACAAAUACCUGGAGCCACAAACAAACUUCAGUAAGUGGCUGGUAUCACAAAUGCUGAUUCUCUGAGGGGGGAUUAUGGCCUUACCUUGUGAAGAAAGUGGGCAAAUCUUGCAGGAAUGAGGACUGCAUAGGAGGAAGAGGAUGUUUAAAUUUUCCUUGUAUUUUUCAACAGCUUUCAAUCAAGAAAUGUAAAUAUCUGACUCUUGUGUACUUUCUUUCAAGCCCAGCCUGUUGAGAUUUGUUUAAUGCCCUGCUAAAAUCAUUCAUUUCUAGCUCAGCUGGAACUUCAGAACUUCUACUUUCCUAAGCUGCUGUAGUUUUCUUAUUUAAAUGACUCACUUAGAAGACAAAUACAAUUUAGGUUUUCCUGUGCUGUAUGAGAGAUCAACUUUUGCAUUGAAAAGCAUAACUGAGAGUCAAUGCAUUAUAAAAGAAAGUUUAAUUUUCUUCCUGAAAAGAUUGAAAAAUAUGAUCUGAAACACACAGAGAAAGGAAAUCUUAACUGCGUACCUGAUGUAUACAAUACAAAAAUUCUUAUUUUAUUUUAGAGGAAGUGUUGGUAUUUUGGCAAUGUUCUACAAUCACAGUCCUAAUGAAUCAGCUCCCUUGUUCACUUCAGAU
Dromaius novaehollandiae (emu) is the source of this 2088-nucleotide messenger RNA. RefSeq names its product putative deoxyribonuclease tatdn3-A. The transcript has 10 exons. The annotation marks the transcript as partial. Lineage: Eukaryota; Metazoa; Chordata; Aves; Casuariiformes; Dromaiidae. The record is from RefSeq and is a predicted model, not a curated record. Gene Ontology annotation, molecular function: hydrolase activity, acting on ester bonds.